AUGGCCCUCAGUAUCCGGCAGAUGAGGGUGCGAAGAAUCUCCGGAGACCCAGUCCAUGGGGUUGUGGUGCAAGGCCCUGUGGAUGGUCUGGCUACUGGCACCCCACUCUAUAGUGUGGCGGUGCAAGGCACUAUAGAUGGAAGGACUACUUGUAGACCAAGGGGUUGGAGGUUUGGUACCUGGAAUGUAGGCACGUUGACAGGAAGAAGUUUGGAAGUGGUGGAGGAGCUGCAGAGGAGAAUGGUUGACGUGGCUGCAUUACAGGAGAUCAGAUGGAAGGGGGAGGGUACAAGGUUUGUGGGGGCUAAAGGUGAAAGAUAUAAGUUGUGGUGGAAGGGGUAUGAUGGUACGGGAGGAGUUGGUGUGAUGGAAGGUAGAGGAGAAGAUGAUGAUGUUUCUGACGAGAUUGGGCAAGCGGGGUUGGAUGAGUUUGUGGUGUUGUUGGGUGAUUUGAAUGGUCAUGUGGGGGCGGAUGCAGACGGAUGUGAAAGUGUACAUGGGGGAUGGGGAUAUGGUAUACGGAAUGAGGAAGGGCGUAGAGUGUUGGAGUUGGCGGAUGCACAUAGCAUGGUGGUGGGGAAUACCUAA
Molecule: messenger RNA, 588 nt
Organism: Helobdella robusta
Lineage: Eukaryota; Metazoa; Annelida; Clitellata; Rhynchobdellida; Glossiphoniidae
Exons: 2
Coding region: 1-588 (195 amino acids)
Biological process (GO): chromatin remodeling
Cellular component (GO): nucleus
Source: RefSeq, a predicted model, not a curated record